GCCUCUUAUGUCGCUUAUAUCCUAUCUCAUCAAUUCAUGCAUCUUUGGGGUUGCAGGCUUCUAGCCGAUACGGAGCGCAAAGCAAGGCUCUUCAGGGUUUCCCCCUCUUUCGUCGGAUACAUACCCGACGUAGGCACCAUCUCCCCCGUGCUUAUAGCGGUAUCAAGUCUCCGUCUAUCAACCUUGGAAGCUUGCUUGAGCACCCUGUCCAUCCUGCCGUGCUACUGACUUGGUUAUCUUAUCCGAAGACUACAUACCACACUUGUAAUUAUAUCCUCUCCGGACCAGACCACCACCACUCAUACAAUGGCCGAAAAAACUGCCGUUCUGACGGAAAAGGCGCCGAAGCCUCUGGCUGGUAUUUACAGCCAAGCCAUCAAAGCUAACGGUUUCGUAUUCGUCUCCGGCGCUGUUCCCAUGGACGCCGAGACCAUGAAAAUCGUUGAUGGCGACAUCAAGGUGCACACUCACCAAUGCAUCAAGAACCUUGCCGCGAUCCUCGAGGCAUCGGGAUCCGACCUCAAUAAGGUGGUGAAAGUCAACGUCUUUAUUUCCAAUAUGGAUGACUUCGCUGCUAUGAACGAGGUGUACAGCCAGUACUGGGGUGAAGUGAAACCCUGCAGAACCUGUGUCGCGGUGAAGACAUUACCGCUCAAUGUCGAUGUCGAAAUCGAGUGCACGGCAACUUAUUAACUUUGGACAGGGCUGUCUUCUACGACACGGGCCUAGUUGAUCGAACCCUAAGAACGGGUUCUAAGAAUGCGCUUCUGAACAGGCGAAAUCAUUAGGUACCUGCUUAGAUAGUAAUGCGUCUCAGUUCCACCAUCCAGCUUCGCCUAGCAUCUAAGGCAAUCUAGAUGAAAUAACUUAAGCAAUUCUCAUCACGGCCUCGGUAUCGAGCUAGGUACCUUCUCAGUUCUAACGCGAAUCACAUCUG
Messenger RNA from Annulohypoxylon truncatum, 937 nucleotides. Its product is annotated as L-PSP endoribonuclease family protein Brt1. NCBI's taxonomy places the organism in Eukaryota, Fungi, Ascomycota, Sordariomycetes, Xylariales, Hypoxylaceae. Gene Ontology annotation, molecular function: deaminase activity. Gene Ontology annotation, cellular component: cytosol; mitochondrion. The record is from RefSeq and is a predicted model, not a curated record. The coding region runs from base 307 to 693 and encodes 128 amino acids. The transcript has 3 exons.